AUGGUUGUGGCAAUGUCUUGCGCGGCGGAUGAUACACAAAUGGAAACAUUGGCACAGCAAGGAGUAAAGGGUCCCACUUCGCGUCCUUCAGAAUGCAUUGGAAAAGCUCAUGCGUACACAUAUGUGCACAACACUACUUUGAGAUUAAGAAGUGUG
Messenger RNA from Candidula unifasciata, 156 nucleotides. The record is from the annotation of a GenBank genome assembly. Lineage: Eukaryota; Metazoa; Mollusca; Gastropoda; Stylommatophora; Geomitridae.